UUUGGGGUCUACCAUUUUGUUGUGGAACAAACACACUCGACGUUAAGACCCUAGAUUAAAAUGGUUGGAGGGUUUAGGCAGGGGUUAGACACAUGAAGCCAAAACAGGAAGACCCAAAGGAAAUGGUGGGGGGCUGCUGUGUUUGUUCUGACGAGAAUGGCUGGACGGAGAACCCUCUGGUUUACUGCGAUGGUCAGGGAUGUACCGUCGCCGUCCAUCAAGCUUGUUAUGGUAUAGUUACUGUACCUACUGGAGCUUGGUUCUGCCGCAAGUGUGAAAGUCAAGAAAGAGCGGCAAGAGUUGUAAGUAAUCUCAGUUUCUCUUACAAGUUUGAAUUAUAUACCACACUGUCAUAAUGUGCUGAUGUCCCCUUGUUUUU
Cherax quadricarinatus is the source of this 379-nucleotide messenger RNA. NCBI's taxonomy places the organism in Eukaryota, Metazoa, Arthropoda, Malacostraca, Decapoda, Parastacidae. The record is from RefSeq and is a predicted model, not a curated record.